Sipha flava (yellow sugarcane aphid) is the source of this 2770-nucleotide messenger RNA. RefSeq names its product translation initiation factor IF-2, mitochondrial (gene mIF2). Bases 500 to 2620 code for a protein of 706 amino acids. The record is from RefSeq and is a predicted model, not a curated record. The transcript is spliced from 15 exons. NCBI's taxonomy places the organism in Eukaryota, Metazoa, Arthropoda, Insecta, Hemiptera, Aphididae. Gene Ontology annotation, molecular function: GTP binding; GTPase activity; translation initiation factor activity. Gene Ontology annotation, biological process: translational initiation.
GGAAAACACGGAACAACGGGACACGUCUACGCGCGAUAACGACAACGCGGUUACGUACCCGCAUUGAACUAUAUGAUAACUAUAUUAUCAUAUAGUUCAAUGUAUGCAACCCGGCAAGAACGAAUUAUCUUUUUACUAUAAUUUACAGAUAUCUAUAUUAUACUAACUAUAUUAUAUUAUAUUAUUAUAAUAUAAUAUAGAUACCUGUGCUAUAAUUUUAUCAAGCCGUAUCAGUCCUUUCAUGUUUAUCAGCACUCUCAGUUCUUUACUAUCAGUAACAUUGAUAGACUGAUAAUAAUUGAAAUCUAAUCACAGGCUGUGAAAUGGUUUUUAAAUGAAUUAUUUUUAUUUGAGAAAAUUAAGUUCCAAAUUAUUAUACCUGUUCAUCUAACAUGUUGUACCAUAACAUACAUUGCGUGAAUAAAUUUGAAUCGUACGACGAUUAAUGUAUCAGUUUGUUUCAAAUCAGUACGUAUUUUUGAAUCUAUAAACUACAGACAUGUUAUGCACUACUGGAAAAAUGAAUUUAUUAAGUAACUUGAUGCGCCAUUGUCCGUUGCGAGUAUGUUGCCACGAAAUAUUAAAGUCCAAUUUAUGUUCAUCAACUGUGCUGAGAAAAAAAAGAAAAUCUAGAGAAGAAAAAAAAAUGGUUGUAGCUCCUGCUGUGAACAUACAAUUUAAGCAAAAUAAAACUAUUGAUAUUUGGAAAAACAUGACCAUCUCAGAAUUAGCUGAUGCUACUAAAAUACCAGUAGAUAAUGUUCUUGAAAUAAUUGGAUUUAUUGACGGUGCAGACAAUUAUUCUAAACCUACCAGUAUUAUAGAAAAUAUUUCAAUGCUCCGUGAAAUUACUAAAAAGUGUGGAUUUAAGUCAAAUAUGAUACCAAACCCUAAUAUAAGUAAACAACCAUCUGACAAAUAUAUAAAAGAUGCCUUUAAAAGACCACCUGCACCAUACAAUUCUACUAUUCCAAGACAUCCAGUUGUAACAAUUAUGGGUCAUGUAGAUCAUGGAAAAACAACAUUAUUAGAUACUUUAAGAAAUGCAUCAGUUGCCAAAUCAGAAUUUGGUGCUAUUACUCAACAUAUUGGUGCUUUUAUUGUUGUUCUGGAUAAUGGGAAAAAAAUAACAUUUUUGGAUACACCUGGACAUGCAGCCUUUACUACCAUAAGAAGUCGAGGUGCUCAAGUUACAGAUAUUGUUGUAUUAGUAGUGGCAGCUGACGAUGGAGUAAAAGAACAGACUAUUGAGUCCAUACGAAUGGCUAAAAAUGCAAAAGUUCCCAUCAUUGUUGCAAUUAACAAAAUAGACAAACCUAUGGCAGACAUUGAACGUUGUAAAAAAAUGUUGCAAACUCAAGGUGGAUUGGAUCUCGAAGAAUUUGGUGGUAGUGUACAAGUAGUUCAAAUAUCUGCCCUGCAUGGUACAAAUUUUAACUACUUGAUUGAAUCAAUAUUAACUCUAGCUGAAAUAUUGGAUCUGCGAUCUGACCCUAAUCCUCCUGCAGAAGGUGUAAUAAUAGAAUCAAAAGUUGAUAGUCAUAAAGGAAAAUUAGCAACAGUUCUUGUUCAACGUGGAAAGUUAUUGAAUGGUAGUAUACUUGUAGCGGGUACUGCCUGGGGUAAAGUACGAAAAAUGAUGGAUCAUCAAAGUAAUAUUCUUCAGGAAGCUAAUCCAUCUGAUGCAAUUCAAAUAAUUGGAUGGAAAGAAUUACCGCAAGCUGGACAAGAAUUUUUACAAGUGUCUUCAGAUAAACGUGCCAGGGAAGUAAUUGAUUAUCGAUUAUCUAAAUCUAUUGAAGAAAAACAAAUCGAGGAUAGUGUUCAUAUAUUAUCAAAGCUUGAAGAACAUAAUAAAGAGUAUAAAAAUCAUUUGUUGGAAAAGAGAAAUCAUAGAAUUUAUAGAAGAUCUAAAUUUAGUUCUGUAUAUCAAGAGAAAUUGUUAAAAAAUAGAAAAAAUGAAGAAAAAGAAGAGAUACGUUUAAACAUUGUGAUUAAAGGAGAUGUUAUUGGAUCAGUUGAGGCAAUCUUAGAUGUAUUGGAAACAUAUGAAAGUGACCAAUGCAAGUUAGAUAUUAUUCAUUUUGGUAUUGGUAAUGUUAGUGUAACUGAUAUUGAAUAUGCUGAUGCUUUCCAAGCAAUUGUUUAUGCUUUUAAUGUGGAUGUGUUAAAAGAUGCCGAGGAAAGUGCUCAUCAGAGUAAAAUUGUUAUUAAACAACAUAAUAUUAUCUACAAGUUGAUUGAUGAUAUAAAAGAUGAAAUGAAUAAUAGUUUACCUCCAAUAGAAAUUGAAGAUGUACAAGGAGAAGCCAGUGUGUUACAAGAAUUUUUGAUUAAUGAAAAUAAAAAAAAAAUUCCAGUUGCUGGAUGUAGGUGUAUUAGUGGUACACUAAAAAAAGCUGCACUUUUUAAAGUCAUUCGUGAACCUGAUGAAGUUAUUUACAGAGGAAAGUUAUCUUCUAUGAGACAUCUUAAAGAUGAAGUGGUCACUAUCAAGACAAAUAUGGAAUGUGGUCUACGGUUAGAAGAUACAAAUAUCCGACUGAAUCCUGGUGAUAAAAUAGUGUGUUAUACUUUGCGAGAACAACCACAAACAAUCAAUUGGGAAACUGGAUUCUAAGUGCUUAUUAUUUGUUUUUUUUAUGGGAUGAAUAAUUCUAAUGUGAAUUAAUUUAUAUAGACUUCUGUUACUAGAUAUUGAGUAUGAUAUACAGUUUGUAUUAAAGAAUAAUCUAAAAUAUUCAUAAAAAUACACAAUUAUUUGUUUAAA